CUCCCAUCCGCAUCAUUCACCCCCUUCCCUUCUUCUUCAUCACCACCGACCUCCCUCGCCCUUCUCUCAUCGUCUCAGAACCCCAGUCGACCACUUCGACAUCCCGUCUGUACGGUCCGUGAGUUAUCUUGGCCGCUCGCAACCUUCAAGCCUCAGUCUACCACGUAGGCCCCACUGAUCUAGAUCCCCUUGUCACUAGCGAAUGUCGACUUGUCAGCUCAGAAUGGCUCAACAUUUCCACAUCGCUCAUCUUCCUUCCCACAAACCGAAGGAGACAUCUAGUCCUUCGACCAUCCUGCAACUCGCUAACCGGCUCCUGCCUGCAGCUGCAUAUGCCGGUCCCAAAGAGUUGGAGGGUGGUCGAAACCCGAAAGAACCUGUGGCCGUUGUGCCUCAGGCUGGUGUUGUGAGUCAAGAGAAAUGGGAGGCAAAUCUCCCGAACACAAAAAAAGUCAUCGUAGUCGGUGCCGGCAUUGCUGGCCUUCGUGCUGCAUCCGUCUUGCGAACUCAUGGUAUCCAAGUCGUUGUGCUCGAAGCCCGCCCUGAUCGCAUCGGCGGACGUAUUUAUACGAGCAGGAAACCCGGACAUGGUCCACGAGACAUUGGUGCCGCCUGGAUGCACGAAACUGCAAACAACAAACUGGUUCGUCUCAUUGGUCAGCUCAACAUCGAACAUUACUAUGACGACGGAACUCCUCUGUAUUUUACCAAAGACGGCCGGCUUGGUUCUCAGUUCAAAGCCAAAAAGGUGGCCGACGAAUUUGCCGACUAUUGUGCCUGGUACUACGAAGAGAAUCCCGACGCCGAAGACAAACCUGCCUUGGACUUCAUUAAGGAGUGGCUGGAGACGCAUCCUUUGGUGACUGACGAUGAACGCCUUUGGGCGCCUCAGGCUGCUCGUGAAGUUGAAGCUUGGAUUGGGACCAGUCUUGAACAAGCCUCUUCGAAGCAUCUCGCUUACUUUGCUACAGAGAGAAAUCUGUACAUGAAGGGUGGUUAUGAUACUAUCAUCACCUGGGCUGCCUCCAAUCUUCGUGAUCCUGGCACUAUCCGCCUUGGUCAUAAAGUUACCAAGAUCCAUUGGACUGACGACGAGAACAAGACCUGCGCGGUUGAUGUUACCACAGCCGAUGGCAAGUCUUUGACUUUCAUUGCUGACGCCGUCAUCUGUACGCUUCCUCUAGGUGUGCUCAAACACAACCUGGUCGAGUUCAGUCCUGGUUUUCCAAAAGAGCUUUCGCUCGGUGUUGACAAGCUAGGGUAUGGUGCCCUCGGCAAGAUCUUUGUCGAGUUCGAGUCUGUCUUCUGGCCGAAAGAUAACGAUCAAUUCAUCUACUACCCAGAACCCAAUGAAGAAGUCGACGAGAAUUCAAUCUUUUCAUACAUGACCGUCACCAGCAACAAUUGGAUCAUGAGUGGUACCAAAGAGCUAUCUGUCCAAAUCGUCGAACCACUCACACAGCGCAUUGAAGCCAUGAAAUCCAACGAGGAAAUCUACGCCUUUUUCGAACCUCUCUUCAAACUCCUCCGUACCGAACCCUACAAGAAGCUUCCCCCAGUUGUGAAUCUGGAAACGACGCACUGGACUCAGGAUCCUUUUGCCGGGUUUGGUACCUAUACCGCCGACAAGACGGGCGACGACCCCGAAAUUUGGUUCAACGCAAUGGAUAGCAAUAAAGGAAGCAAGCUGCAAUUCGCCGGAGAACACUGCGCGCGGACUGGAAAUGGAUGUGUGCAUGGUGCUUUUGCUACUGGCGAAACGGCAGCCGUCAACUUACUGGCUUCUUUUGGAGUUCCCCACAACGGGGGGGAUCUCUACAGUAGAAGGCCGUCGAGGAAGACACCACCCAGACACUAAACGGUUGACAUGUGAGGGAGUCCUUAUAUGUCGUUGAGAAUAUCUGGGGAGGAGGACUUCCUUGAGUUGGCUGCUAGCUGACCUUGAAGUGCUAGACUGAAACAUGUCGGGCACAGAUUGUUAUCCCUUUCGUUGUCUUUUCUUAUUGCGCGAGUAUCGUCUGUCUUUCGUUCUUACCACGCUCUCUUAUUCUCGCUGAAUGUUUGCUGGUUUCAUCGCUGCUCUGAGACAAUUUCGUUGAGGCAUCGAGUCUCCGAGACUGCGUCUUUUGAGGUUUCAAUCAUGCUUCAUAGUCUUUCGUAGCUUGCAAUACUAUCGUCAUUGAUCAAA
This is a messenger RNA of Exophiala xenobiotica, 2188 nucleotides long. RefSeq lists its product as uncharacterized. The transcript has 2 exons. The record is from RefSeq and is a predicted model, not a curated record. The coding region runs from base 203 to 1858 and encodes 551 amino acids. Lineage: Eukaryota; Fungi; Ascomycota; Eurotiomycetes; Chaetothyriales; Herpotrichiellaceae. Gene Ontology annotation, molecular function: oxidoreductase activity.